CCGGGCCGGGGCGCCCGCCCUCCCACCUUCUCCCGCCGCUAUGAGCCAGGGACGUCCGGGGGACUGGGCCCCCCUCGACCCUACCCCCGGACCCCCAGCGCCCCCCAACCCUUUCGUGCACGAGUUACAUCUCUCCCGCCUCCAGAGGGUUAAGUUCUGCCUCCUGGGGGCACUGCUGGCCCCCAUCCGAGUGCUUCUGGCCUUUAUCGUCCUCUUCCUCCUCUGGCCCUUUGCCUGGCUGCAAGUAGCUGGUCUUACUGAGGAGCAGCUUCAGGAGCCAAUUACCGGAUGGAGGAAGACUGUGUGCCAUCAUGGGGUGCUGGGCCUCAGCCGCCUGCUCUUUUUCCUGCUGGGUUUCCUCCGGAUUCGCGUUCGGGGCCAGCGGGCCUCUCGCCUUCAAGCGCCUGUCCUGGUUGCCGCCCCUCACUCUACUUUUUUUGACCCCAUUGUUCUGCUGCCCUGUGACCUGCCCAAGGUUGUGUCUCGAGCUGAGAACCUUUCCGUUCCCGUCAUUGGAGCCCUUCUUCGCUUCAACCAAGCCAUCCUGGUGUCCAGGCAUGACCCCGCCUCCCGGCGCAGAGUGGUGGAAGAGGUCCGAAGGCGGGCUACCUCCGGAGGCAAGUGGCCUCAGGUACUGUUCUUUCCUGAGGGCACCUGUUCCAACAAGAAGGCUUUGCUGAAAUUCAAACCAGGAGCCUUCAUCGCGGGGGUGCCCGUGCAGCCUGUCCUCAUCCGCUACCCCAACAGUCUGGACACUACCAGCUGGGCUUGGAGGGGCCCUGGAGUACUCAAAGUCCUCUGGCUCACAGCCUCUCAGCCCUGCAGCAUCGUGGAUGUGGAGUUCCUACCUGUAUACCGCCCCAGCCCGGAGGAGAGCAGGGACCCCACCCUCUAUGCCAACAAUGUCCAGAGGGUUAUGGCACAGGCCCUAGGCAUUCCAGCCACCGAGUGCGAGUUUGUAGAGAGCUUGCCUGUGAUUGUGGUGGGCCGGCUGAAGGUGGCCUUGGAGCCACAGCUCUGGGAACUGGGCAAAGUGCUUCGGAAGGCUGGGCUGUCCCCUGGCUGUGUAGACGCUGGGACAGAGCCAGGCCGGAGUCGAAGGAUCAGUCAGGAAGAGUUUGCCAAGCAGCUACAGCUCUCUGACUCCCAGACGGUGGCUGGUGCCUUUAGCUACUUCCAGCAGGAUGCCGAUGGUUUGGUGGACUUCCGAGACGUGGCCCUGGCAUUGGCAGCUCUGAGUGGGGGCAGGAGCCUGGAGGAGCUGACUCGCCUGGCCUUUGAGCUCUUUGCCGAGGAGCCAAAGGAGCAGGCCAAGGGGCCCGGCCGCCUGCUGUACAAAGACGGUUUCAGCACCAUCUUGCACCUGCUGCUCGGCUCACCGCGCCCCGCUGCCAGGACUCUGCAUGCCGAGCUAUGCCAGGCAGGGGCCCACCAGGGUCUCUCCCUCUGUGAGUUCCAGGACUUCUCCCUCCACCACCCGCUCCACGGGAAGCUCUUCAGCACCUACCUGCGCCCCUCCCAGACACCACCCGCCUCCUCCCCAGGCAGCACCACCGCUCUGGCCAAUGGGACUGUGCAAACCCCCAAGCAGAAGGGCGACUGAGCACCUCGACCCCACCGCCCCGCCAGCUCGCACCCGCUCAGACUCAGGGCAGCGCCAGGGGCCACCCCCGGGCCUCAAGCCCACCUCUGUCCUGCUUGACUUUUCA
This is a messenger RNA of Budorcas taxicolor (takin), 1709 nucleotides long. RefSeq names its product lysophosphatidylcholine acyltransferase 4 (gene LPCAT4). Bases 41 to 1603 code for a protein of 520 amino acids. Gene Ontology annotation, biological process: phosphatidylcholine acyl-chain remodeling. NCBI's taxonomy places the organism in Eukaryota, Metazoa, Chordata, Mammalia, Artiodactyla, Bovidae. Gene Ontology annotation, molecular function: 1-acylglycerophosphocholine O-acyltransferase activity. Gene Ontology annotation, cellular component: endoplasmic reticulum. The record is from RefSeq and is a predicted model, not a curated record. The transcript has 14 exons.